Messenger RNA from Juglans microcarpa x Juglans regia, 1539 nucleotides. RefSeq names its product divinyl chlorophyllide a 8-vinyl-reductase, chloroplastic. The transcript has a single exon. Gene Ontology annotation, molecular function: oxidoreductase activity. NCBI's taxonomy places the organism in Eukaryota, Viridiplantae, Streptophyta, Magnoliopsida, Fagales, Juglandaceae. Bases 156 to 1409 code for a protein of 417 amino acids. The record is from RefSeq and is a predicted model, not a curated record.
UACUGAUCUGAUAGGGUAGCACCACAACGACCAUGGACGACCACUUCUACUAAAUUCCGGCCUCUCAGCUUGAUUUUCUUUGCCUCUGGCGCGUCUAGACUUCCCCAUAAAAAUACAAGCUUUCACUCUCUGAUCAGCCUACCUGAACUCAAAAAAUGUCCCUUUGUUUCUCCAAUUCAUUAGUCACUCUUCAUUUUCUGCCAAAAACUCAAAGCACGCGUUUAUCUACUCAAUUCAUCAACCAAAUCCAGGUAAGCUCUAUCCCUUAUGCGCUACCAGCUUCAUCUCUAAAAUUAUCCAAACCCUUUGAAUGUAGCACCCAAAGACUCAACCCCAUUACAGUUUCAACGGUCCCAACGGUUGAAACCGCCCCAUCUUCCUUUAGAAACAAAACCCCAAAAGAUAUCAACGUCUUGGUUGUGGGUUCAACUGGGUAUAUUGGAGCAUUUGUGGUUAAAGAGUUAGUUAGUAGAGGGUUCAAUGUUAUUGCCGUUGCUAGGGAAAAGAGUGGGAUUAGAGCUAAAAAUAGUAAGGAAGAGACUUUGAAUCAGUUGAAGGGAGCCAACGUGUGCUUUUCUGAUGUGACCCGUUUGGAUUCUUUGGAAAAAACCUUGGACAAUUUAGGGGUUUCUGUUGAUGUUGUGGUCUCAUGCCUAGCUAGCCGCAGUGGUGGUGUAAAGGAUUCAUGGAAGAUUGACUAUGAGGCAACAAAGAAUAGUCUUGUUGCCGGUAGGAAUCGUGGGGCUUCCCAUUUUGUAUUGCUUUCUGCAAUAUGUGUGCAGAAACCCCUUCUUGAAUUUCAGCGCGCCAAGCUGAAACUUGAGGCUGAGUUGAUGAAAGAAGCCGAAGUGGAUAAUGCCUUUACUUAUAGUAUUGUGAGGCCAACUGCAUUCUUUAAAAGCUUGGGGGGUCAGGUUGAGUUGGUGAAAGAUGGGAAGCCAUAUGUGAUGUUUGGGGAUGGGAAGUUGUGUGCUUGUAAACCAAUUAGCGAGUCAGAUUUGGCUUCGUUCAUUGCGGAUUGUGUGUUGAGUAAGGAUAAGAUUAACCAGGUGCUGCCCAUUGGGGGACCGGGAAAGGCAUUGACUCCAUUGGAGCAAGGGGAGACGCUGUUUAAACUCUUGGGGAGAGAACCCAAAUUCUUGAAGGUUCCAAUUGGAAUAAUGGAUUUUGCUAUUGGAGUUCUUGAUUUUCUAGUUAAGAUCUUUCCUUCUAUGGAAGAUGCUGCUGAGUUUGGAAAAAUUGGCAGAUAUUAUGCAGCUGAAAGUAUGUUGGUUUUGGAUCCUGAAACUGGAGAGUACAGUGCUGAAAAAACGCCUAGCUAUGGGAAAGACACAUUGGAAGAAUUCUUUGAGAGAGUACUGAGGGAGGGGAUGGAAGGUCAGGAAUUAGGGGAGCAAACAAUUUUCUGAAGUUCCCCAAUUCAUCAUUUAGAGUUUGUAAUAUUCAAAAGCACAUUUGGAUCAACCAGUUUUGGGACACUGACUGUAUUUUAUGAGUUUCAAGUGCUUUCCCAAAUAAUAAAUCUUUGCAUUGUUAUCA